CCCGGAAGAAAAGUGUCCACAUGUAUCUACAGUGUGAGUGAACACAUGUUUUUACAUGUUAGAAGAGGAAUAUAACAGAAGUUAAACAGCGGCAUGAUAUCUGGAUAAGUCCUGUAGCUCGUUAAAGGUCUGUCAGCGAGGUUCGUUUUACAUAUAUCAGACACUGAUGUGAAGAUGUUGAGUGAUUCAGAGGCUGCAGAGCUGCUCUCCUUCCUGACUCCCAGUGCACGUCCUGAUGUCAAAGGUCACACCACAGGGUACAUCCUGGGACUGUCUGGACACAGGGAUGGCUGCCGCUUCCUCCGCACUAAACCUGACAUACUUGUUGCCCUGUUUGCUCUGACGUCUGACCCCUCUAUUGCCAUCAUGAAGGACUGUUACCACAUCUUCAUCAACCUGUCCGCUGACGAGACUCUGCACCAGGUUUUGCUGGCAGACGUCAAAGUUCUCCCAGUGUUGUUAAAGAGGCUUCUGGAUCCAGAGUUCCCGUUCUCUGACCAGAUCGCCUCCAUUCUGUCCAACCUCAGCCGCCAUGCGAAGACCUGCAAGACUGUGUUCAAGGUCCUGCAGGAGGAGGUCGGCCUCACUCAGCUGGUGGAGAUCUUCUGCACUGAAGGUUUCAACAAGAAGGCGAAGCUUCACUACCUGAGUCCUCUGCUGUCCAACCUGACGCAGCUGCCUGAGGCCAGAAACUACAUCAUGGACAAGGACAGGUGUGUAAUCCAGAGGCUGCUUCCCUUCACUCAGUACCAGGGAUCAGCGGUGAGGCGAGGUGGAGUCGUAGGGACCCUGCGCAACUGUUGCUUUGACCACACCCAUCACGAGUGGUUGCUAAGCGACGCUGUGGACAUCCUGCCCUUCCUCUUGCUGCCGCUGGCCGGUCCAGAGGAGCUGACAGACGAAGAAAAUGAAGGUCUGCCUGUGGACCUGCAGUACCUCCCCGAGGACAAGAAGAGAGAAGAAGACCCCGACAUCAGAAAGAUGCUGCUGGAAACACUUUUACUGCUGACAGCAACUAAAGCCGGUCGGAAAAUAAUGAAAGAGAAGAACGUUUAUCCGAUCAUGAGAGAGUUCCACAGCUGGGAGAAGGAAGUCAGCGUGACGGCAGCCUGUGAGAAACUGGUCCAGGUGCUGAUAGGAGACGAGCCAGAGCAGGGGAUGGAGAACCUGAUGGAGGUGGAGAUUCCCGAUGACGUGGAGGAGAAACUGAAGGAGGCCGAUGCCAAAGAACAGCAGGAGCUGGAGAAAGAACAGGAGAAGAUGAGGCAGGAGGAAGAGGAGGAGAAGAAGAAGAGAGAAGCAGAGGGGACGGACAAAGACGAGGAGAGUGGACUGAUACGAUAAAGCCUGUUUUAGACGUGACAGGACGUUUACAGAGAGAGCGAUGAACAAUGUCACUGCUGGUGAAAGUAAGUAAUGUAUAAGAAGAAGAAGAAGAAGAGGAGUGUUUCCUCUUCUCUCACAGACUGAAUCAGGGAUGGAUUUUAAACUUUACUUUGUUGUUGAAGCCUUUAAUUAAUUUGAGUGUGAGGGGAAACUCACUCUGAUUGUCACAGUGAAUCCACUGAUUGGUUUUCAUCAGUUUCAUCAUCUAUUACUGACAUUCAAGUAUUUUAUUCCUCCUCUGUCCCACACCACGUGGUGGGAAAAUAACUUUACAUGUGGAUCUGACAUUAGAAGAAGUCUCAACAGCUAAAAAUUGACUCAUUUAAAGUGUCUUGUGUUUAUUUAAGGCACAGCAUGCAGGAUUUUCUUUGGGAAAAUGCAAUAUAUAGACUCACACAGAAGUUAUCCCUCUCAAUCAUCACUUACGACCUGCUAGUGGUGUGGCAGUGUCUGUAUCUGCAGAGAACCUGCCCUCUGCCUGUGUUUGUAAUUUUCUUCUUAUUUUGGUUUGUCAAGGACAUUUCUCAGUGUCAGCCUUAGUGGCACAAGGUCGUAUCUCUACUCUGCUCUGUGGAUGUGAGCUGCAGGUCUGUGUGUCCGUCUGAUCGAGCGCGAGGUUGAGCCACACACACAGACACAGAGCAGAGAAGCCAAACAGACAGGAUGAGGCUUUAGUUGAAUUCACACAAGAUCCAGCAAUGCAGCACCUUUCUCUGGAGUUGUGCAGAGGUGUGGGCGUGUGUAUUUGUACUUAACCAUCAUAAAACAAUCAGAAAAUAACAUGAUUUCUCUGAUUCACUGCUUUGCUCUCAUUAACGCCGCUUCCUCUCCUCAUUCACUCUCGUGCACGCUUGACUACCACUGUUCUCUCAGUCUCGAGCCGAGGAGGAGGAGCCAAGUUUGAAUGUUGUGUUUUCAAACAGUGGGCACCUAAUCCUGCACAGUGUGCCCAGGGUUGCAGCGGUCAUGGAAAACCUGGAAAAGUCAUGGAAUUAGAAAUAAAUAAUUGAUUCCAUAUAAUGUAACAUAACAGCAAAUUUAUUUUCUGUAGCUGGCGCUGUAACGUAGCUCCGAUAUGCAUCGAUGUGUGACAACAUUUUGUUUACCGUCACAUAUGCUUAUACAUUUUCUUCCCGUGUUCCAUUUCUCCCUUCAUGUAUGCCCACUAGCUGAAGUUUUGCUUGAAUAGAGUUUAUCUGAUAUGAAUGAAAAAUGCCAGGAGAGAAAAAGAAUGUGUUAUGGGUCCUUGAAAAGUCAUGAAAAUGUUUUUGAAAUUUUGUCCAUGAAAAUGCGAGGGAGCCUGUCUGUCUUUAAACUGACAAAAUUUAGUAUAGCGGUCAAAAAGUGUUACAAAACACAUGCCUAAGGGUGCCCACUAGCUCUGUGGGUAGAGUGGGUGCUCCAUGUGCAAAGGCAGUGUCCUUACUACAGCUGCUGUGGGUUCCAGCCUGUGGCUCUUUGCUGCAUGUUGUCCCCUCUUUCUCCUCCUUUCAUGCUUCAAACUGUCCUGCCAUUAAAGGUGAAAAGCCCCCAAAAAUAAUCUAAAAAACCCCACAUACCUAUGCCUCUAGCAUAAGAAAGACCUAUUCAGAUGGGAGACAACGUGUUAAAUCGCCAACACUACGUAAUGGUGUGCAGUCUGGCCUGCUGAGGACGGAACAUCUUAAUUAUGAUCUCAUUUUCUGGUUGAGCUGUCAGACUGUUCACUCCUUCACACCCAGUUUUCCACUGUAAGCUGGUUUGAAGCUGUAGAAGAUUCUUCAUUGCUCUGUCUGACAGCCUUGUAUACUGUUUCUUAUGUACCAAGUUGUUCCUGCUUUCUAUUGAAGCCGUAAGACACCUUUCACUUAAAUGCUGCAUCAUUUCAAACACAACUUUGAAAACUGAGAACUCGACUAAAAUUUUAAAUAAAGAUAUAUCAGUUUCAGCAA
Molecule: messenger RNA, 3317 nt
Organism: Epinephelus fuscoguttatus (brown-marbled grouper)
Lineage: Eukaryota; Metazoa; Chordata; Actinopteri; Perciformes; Serranidae
Gene: hgh1
Product: HGH1 homolog (S. cerevisiae)
Exons: 10
Coding region: 175-1344 (389 amino acids)
Source: RefSeq, a predicted model, not a curated record